This is a messenger RNA of Pan troglodytes (chimpanzee), 4756 nucleotides long. It is a transcript of the gene UPP1, whose product is annotated as uridine phosphorylase 1. Bases 3762 to 4694 code for a protein of 310 amino acids. NCBI's taxonomy places the organism in Eukaryota, Metazoa, Chordata, Mammalia, Primates, Hominidae. Gene Ontology annotation, biological process: uridine catabolic process; nucleotide catabolic process. Gene Ontology annotation, molecular function: uridine phosphorylase activity. The transcript has 10 exons. Gene Ontology annotation, cellular component: cytosol; cytoplasm. The record is from RefSeq and is a predicted model, not a curated record.
GGAUAAAUCUCUUCAAAUAUUUUACAGAGUUUGACUCUCUUUGUUGACUACUAGGACCAGCAACCUGGGAAAGUGAUGGCUCAUCAGACUGGACUCAGCUGCCAGGGGAGUGGGCCUGCCACUGUGAGCCUAUCUGAGCUGGGGGUGGGUCAGGGGACUGAGUAGCUCUAUAUGAUGAGUGAGAGUUGGCGGGAAGAAUCUCACUUUUUGUAUUUUGGCAAGAAUUUGAAAUCUCAGGGGUCUGAGUCAUGCUGUAGUCUCACCACAGGCCUCAGGGGAGUCAACUUCUGACCUGGGGGCCUGGUCUGGGUUUGUGGUGUCUGAGUCAUAGUUCGUGUGACAAAAGUACGUGCUCCGGUGUGGAAAGCAGGCAGAGGCUUUUCCACUCCAUUCUGUCUCAUUGACAAUGAAAAUGCUAGCUGUGACCCACCACAUGGGUUUCAUGACCCACGAAUGGACCAGGCAGCUGUUUAGAAAACACUGCGGCUCAAUUUCUGCCCUCUCUGAGGGGUGUUCUAGAAAUCUGAAAGAGCCCAAAGACCUUGUUGAGGAGCAGGGGGAUCCUGGCUGAGCCUGCAAGCCCUGGGUCUCUUCCAGACUUUCCUGCCUCUAGCAGCUGCUGCUCUAGGUGGCCAUUGGUGGGCUGCAUUUGCUCUCUGCUUGCAAACAUCGAUGACACAGGUAUUUUGGGUGUGGUUUAGUAGUGGCCCGACACAAUUUUGUUUCCAGUUUGUCACACUGACAAGGUUUUAACCUGACAAAUGUUAAACACAAAUUAUAGGAGGCCAUUGUUUUGGACUAAGCUCUUGCACUAGGCCCCAAAAGACAAGACUAAAAAUAAAAAUAAAGUCACCCAUGCUAAAGUUUCAGGUCACCAAACUUACUGGAAAGGCGUCCUGAUCCUGAGCCCUAGAGAAAGUUCUUGGAUCUCCUACAAGAAAGAAUUUGGGAUGAGUCCACAGAGAACAGUAAAAGGAAGUUUAUUAAGAAAGAAGGGAAUAAAAGAGUGGCUACUCCAUAGGCAGAGCAUCCCCAAGGGCUGCUGGUGGGUAUUUUUUAUGAUUAUUCUUGAAUAUGGGCUAAGCAAGGGGUGGAUUAUUCCUGAGUUUUCCAAGAAAGGGGUGAGUUAUUUGGUUAUUCCCCCUUCCCUUUUACAAGGGAACCCUUAAUCCUAAGGGUUGUAGAGUCAGGAAAUAUGUCAGAAGGGGUCGACUCAGAGACUCUUCAUCUUGAAUAGGAGCUGGGUAAAAUGAGGCUGAGAUCUGCUGGAGUGCAUUCCCAGGAGGUUAGGCAUCCUUAGUCACAGGAUGAAAUAGAAGGUUGGCAGGUGGUAUCACAAGAUACAGGUUACAAAGACCUUGCUGAUGAAACAGGAUGCAGUAAAGAAGCCAGCCAAAACUGGCCAAAACCUGCCAAAAACCAGCAAGGUGAGGAAAACUACCUCUGGUCUUCCUCAUUGCUCAUUAUUCGCUAAUUACAAUGCAUUCUCAUGCUAAACGACACUCCUACCAGCACCAUGACAGUUUAUAAAUACCAUGGCAACAUUUAGAAGUUACCCUAUAUGUUCUAAAAGGAAGAAUUCCUAGAAAACUCAUGAAUAAUCCACCCUUAUUUAGUAUAUGAUCAAGAAAUAACCAUAAAAAUAGCCAACCAGCAGCCCUAGAGGCUGCCCUGCCCAUGGAAUUGCCAUUCUUUUAUUCCUUUACUUUCUCAAUAAGCUUGCUUCUUUCACUUUACUCUGUGGACUCACCCUGGCCCCAAAUUCUUUCUUGCGCAAGAUCCAAGAACAUUCUCUUGGGGUCUGGAUUGGGACCCUUUUCCGGUAACAAAACUAAAACUAAGUUGUUAAUCUACCUUCAGAGAGAGAGAAUAGCCAACUUCCUAACCAGGCCAGUUUCAGUCUUCAGUCUGAGGCAGCAAAAUAGGGUCUGGAGGCAGGGAACAUAAGGCCGAUUCACACUUUAGCUAUGACAGGAAAUAGCCUCUGCGUAGGCUAAGUAAAUGACUUUGUAACUUUGCAUCAUCCCGUUCAUUUACAUAGUGUGUGCCCCAAGCGGAGGACAUUGAAACUCCCCAAAAUUCUGGAAUGGGGCCUUUGAGCCCCUACGCUCAGGCCCGCUCCCACACUGUGGAGUGUACUUUCAUUUACCUUUUUUUUUUGAGAUGGUGUCUCACUGUGUCACCAAGGCUGGAAUGCAGUGGCAUGAUCUCGGCUCACUGCAACCUCUGCCACCCAGGUUCAAGUGGUUCUCCUGCCUCAGCCUCCCAAGUAGCUGGAAUUACAGGCACCUGCCACUGUGCCCGGCUAGGUUUUUUUUUUUUACUUUUAGUAGAGACGGGGUUUCACCAUCUUGGUUAGGCUGGUCUUGAACUCCUGACUUUGUAAUCCACCCGCCUCGGCCUCCCAAAGUGCUGGGAUUACAGGUGUGAGCCACUGCGCCUGGCCGUACUUUCAUUUUCAAUAAAAUCCUUAAUUCCUUCCUUGAUUUGUUUGUGUGUUUCACUCUUGUAACCCAGUAUGGAGUGCAAUGGCGCGAUCUCGGCUCACUGCAUCCUCCGCUGGGUUCAAGCAAUUCUCCUGCCUCGGCCUGCCUAGUACCUGGGAUUACAGGCACGCGACACCACGUCCAGCUAAUUUUUUGUAUUUUUAGUAGUGACGGGGUUUCACCAUGUUGGGCAGGCUGGUCUCGAACUCCUGACCUCAGGUGAUCCAUCCGCCUCGGCCUUCCAAAGUGCCGGGAUUACAGGCGUGAGCCACCACUCCCGGCCCAACCCCAUGUUUUCUCAGGAACUGGAGUUCCCUUUAGGAAGCAAGUAACAGAGGUGCUGGGCUGCCCGGGCCUCUAGGUCUUCUUCUUUCCCAGGCUCUGUGCUCUCACCAGAGUGCGCGUUCGGGAAGCAGGGAGAGGACCAGGAAAGACGCCUGAGACGGAGAGUGGGCACCGGCCGGGGGCAGGCAGGUCUGGCCCCUGCGGGUCAGAGUGCAGCGCCGGUUUGAGGCAGUUCGGCCACUUAGCUGCGACUCGAAAUGAAUGAGUCACUUCCCCUCCUCGGGCGAGCUCCUGGCUUUGCCCCAGCAAGCGGGAACUCCCAGGAUCAGGAAGGUCCCAGAGAAACUCCCCAGGGGGGAAGCCGAGGCCGUCCAGAGAGGUCCAGGGUACACACAGUGACAGUGCCAGCUCCACAUUCCCGACCACCGGGCCAGGGCUGGUUCCACGCUGUCAUUUCUCUCCGCUGGCCCCAGCCGCGGGGCCACCUCCAGACAGACCGGGGAUCCUGCCUGGCGGCGUGACCUUGGGUUAGUCCUCGAGCCGCUUCUAGCCCGGUUUCCUCCGCCCCAGGUUAGGACCACGUGGGGCGGGGCCGCUCGCAGACUCCAUAUGAGAUUCACCUCGCAAGUGGUUCCCUCAUUCGAGUGCUCCGGCGCACAGACUCGCGCCCCGCCGUCCGCGAGCCUCCCGAGAGCCGUCCCUUCGUCCGGCCCUGGAGCAUUGUGUUUGUCGCCGGUGUCGCAGUGCGAGGAUGGCGCCGCGGGUGUAGCGGGUCUCUGCGCAGGCCGAGUGGGCCCAGAGAAGCGAGGAACUCCGCAGCUCGUCGACACGUCUCGUCUCCUGUCCCAAUUCAGGGCUUGGUGAGGUGACUCGCGGUCGCGGGUGACUCGCCGGCAGGACACUGCCUGGAACGCCUGGAGCGCCUCCCACUGCAGACGUCUGUCCGCCUCCAGCCGCUCUCCUCUGACGGGUCCUGCCUCAGUUGGCGGAAUGGCGGCCACGGGAGCCAAUGCAGAGAAAGCUGAAAGUCACAAUGAUUGCCCCGUCAGACUUUUAAAUCCAAACAUAGCAAAAAUGAAAGAAGAUAUUCUCUAUCAUUUCAAUCUCACCACUAGCAGACACAAUUUCCCAGCCUUGUUUGGAGAUGUGAAGUUUGUGUGUGUUGGUGGAAGCCCCUCCCGGAUGAAAGCCUUCAUCAGGUGCGUUGGUGCAGAGCUGGGCCUUGACUGCCCAGGUAGAGACUAUCCCAACAUCUGUGCGGGAACUGACCGCUAUGCCAUGUAUAAAGUAGGACCGGUGCUGUCUGUCAGUCAUGGUAUGGGCAUUCCUUCUAUCUCAAUCAUGUUGCAUGAGCUCAUAAAGCUGCUGUACUAUGCCCGGUGCUCCAACGUCACUAUCAUCCGCAUUGGCACUUCUGGUGGGAUAGGUCUGGAGCCUGGCACUGUGGUCAUAACAGAGCAGGCAGUGGAUACCUGCUUCAAGGCAGAGUUUGAGCAGAUUGUCCUGGGGAAGCGGGUCAUCCGGAAAACGGACCUUAACAAGAAGCUGGUGCAGGAGCUGUUGCUGUGUUCUGCAGAGCUGAGCGAGUUCACCACAGUGGUGGGGAACACCAUGUGCACCUUGGACUUCUAUGAAGGGCAAGGCCGUCUGGAUGGGGCUCUCUGCUCCUACACGGAGAAGGACAAGCAGGCGUAUCUGGAGGCAGCCUACGCAGCCGGCGUCCGCAAUAUCGAGAUGGAGUCCUCGGUGUUUGCCGCCAUGUGCAGCGCCUGCGGCCUCCAAGCGGCCGUGGUGUGUGUCACCCUCCUGAACCGCCUGGAAGGGGACCAGAUCAGCAGCCCUCGCAAUGUGCUCAGCGAGUACCAGCAGAGGCCGCAGCGGCUGGUGAGCUACUUCAUCAAGAAGAAACUGAGCAAGGCCUGAGCGCUGCCCUGCACCUCCGCAGACCUGCUGCGAUGACUUGCCAUUAAAAGCAUUGUCCAAAA